AUGAAGUUCCAUGCUGCUCUCUUGGCCGUCGUGGCCCCUAGCCUGACCUCGGCCAACUUUGUGCUUAGACAUGGCCAACCUUCAUCAGUCGGCAUGCUGGCGAAGCCGCUAAAGGACAUGGUUCAGAACAUCACCGAGUACAGCAAGCCAAGGAACUACGGAGACGCAUCCCACAACGAGGUCCGAGCGAUUGAGCCCGGAUCAGCAAACAUCGUGGCUCGUCACGGAGUCAUUGUGAGUGCCUUUGCCACGGGCAAGAGAAAUCUCUAUGCCGACGCCAAUGGCACGCUUCUCGACCCCGCAGACCAGGAGGAUGCCGCACUAGACACCGUCUACGACCUUGCCAGCAUCUCGAAGCUGUUCACCGCAGUCGCCGUGCUUCGAGAGGUUGAUGCUGGCCGCGUCAAGCUCGAGGAGAAUGUCUCUACCUAUCUCCCCGAGUUUGCAGCCAACGGAAAGGGCAACAUCAAGGUAAUCGACCUGCUCACCCACACCAGCGGCUUGAUGCCCCUCCCGGUUCCUGAUCUCUGGAAGUCAUACUACUCGUCAAUCGACCAGCGAGUUCACACACUGCUCACUCUGCCUCCUCAGGAACCGCGUCGCACCAAGUUCCUUUACUCCGACAUCGGCUUCAUGACACUGCGAUACCUCUUGGAGCGAGUUACUGGUCUGAACCACGAGCUACUCAUCUACUCUUACACAAUCCCUCUAGGCAUGAGGUCAACCUUCUUCAACCGCGGUAACCUUGAGGGCCCUCUCAACCCCUUCCAUAACCGUACUGCCCCAACCGAAUUUGAGAUCGAGGCCCAGGGUCCGGAGGAGCCCAAGCGCCCGCAGCCCGUCCGCGGCACCGUUCAUGAUGAGAAUACCUGGGCGCUCGGUGGCGUCUCGGGCCACGCGGGUGUUUUUUCGACGGUGGGCGACGUUGCCAUCUUCUGCCAGAUGAUCCUGAACAAUGGGGUCUACAACGGUCACCGAGUUCUGUCCAAGAAGGCCGUGGAUCUCAUCUUUACCGACUUCAACGCCCAAUUCCCGGGUAACAACUACGGCGCUGGCUUCGCGCUCAACCAGACAUAUACGCAGGGAAGCAUGCAGAGCAUGAAGACCGCUAGCCAUGCGGGCUUCACUGGAACCACCCUCGCCAUUGAUCGUCCCUCUGGUACCUUUUGGCUCCAUUUCGCGAAUCGUGUUCAUCCCAGCAGACAUUGGGCCACCAACAACCCGGCUCGACGGGCUAUGGGCUACUGGGUUGCCAAGAGCCUGGGCCGAAAUGUGCCAUGGCCGAAUUAA
Molecule: messenger RNA, 1290 nt
Organism: Fusarium vanettenii 77-13-4
Lineage: Eukaryota; Fungi; Ascomycota; Sordariomycetes; Hypocreales; Nectriaceae
Exons: 1
Coding region: 1-1290 (429 amino acids)
Source: RefSeq, a predicted model, not a curated record